CGGUAGCGGAGCAGUUUUUUCCGCUAAACGCGACCAUUGACUGCACAUACAUUUACAGAUUGUGAACUGCUAUCACGAUUACCGUGUCAUCCAAUGAUGUGUCAUCUAAUGUCUCUUCAGAUAAUCUCUCGCCACAUCGCAAAAUAUACGCACGUUACGGCUGUAACAAGUAAUAUUCACACUAAACUGAAGAAGGUGCUCUGCAGUUAAAAUAUAAUAGCGAUGGGAUCUUGUCUAAAAAGACAAAACAUUCUAAACAAGGAUAUCAUACAAUGAUGAAAGAAGAAUGCUGUAAAGAAGAAUCCUGAGAAUCAAUAGAACUUGUUGUGAUACAAUAUGAAAUUUAAUAAAUCCGCUGCAGAAGCAUUAUUCCACAAACAUUUUAUAAUCUCGGAAAAUACAGAGAACAACCAAAAUGUAGAGGAAGUUAAAUAUGUGUUACCAAAGCCAGAAUGUAUGUUCAGAGAGGAACCAUGGCAGAAGGAUAGUCUACAGACUUUAAAGAAUGAGUUGAACGAUGUGAAGAGUCGCUUGAACAACUUUACUCUAGAUGAAUGGCAGCAGCAUACUUAUCAGAUGAACCAAGCAGGUGAUGUGCUAAAUGAUAUAAAAAAACACAUACAGCCAGAGUUUAUUACUCAGGCCUGGUGCAAGUUCUAUGAGAUUGUCUGCAAUUUUUCGUUAGUGCCAUUGAAUAAAAUUCAAGAGAUCAAUGAGGAAAAUAUCUGUAGCUUUAGUUCUGUGCAUCUGUGCGAAGCACCAGGUGCCUUUGUGGUUGCCUUGAACCAUUGGCUGAAACUAAAUGCUCCCAGUGUGAAAUGGGAUUGGAUUGCCAGUACAUUAAAUCCUUACUGUGAAGGAAAUCCUUACAGUCAAAUGAUCGACGAUGAUAGAUUUAUCAGACAUACCUUAAUGCACUGGUACUUUGGUGCUGACAAUACAGGUAAUAUUAUGGACUUGCAAAAUCUGGAUGCUCUAGUAGAAAGAUCAAAGACCAUUAGUCAAGGGCCAAUCAUGUUAAUCACCGCGGAUGGGAGUAUCGAUUGCACAGACAUGCCAGAUGAACAGGAGAAUGCUGUAGUGCACUUGCACUUCUGCGAGAUUGUCACAUGCAUGCAUCUGUUAGAGAAAGGCGGUAAUUUUCUGCUGAAGGUAUUCACUCUAUUUGAACAUCAAUCAGUGUGCUUGAUGUAUCUGUUAGCCUGCGCUUUCCAAAAAGUUAUCGCGACUAAGCCGGCGACCAGCAGAGCAGGUAACUCAGAGAUGUACAUAGUAUGCACAAACUUCAAUGGCAGAGAUUACAUAGAGCCAUAUCUGAACGUUCUUAGAUGCCAUUAUGAUGCGUGUCCAACGCAAGCAACGUUCGGUUGCAACGUUAUUCCUGACUACUUCAUGCGGAAAAUUGAGGAUUGCGCCAGAUUUUUCAAGCGCCAUCAGUGCAAAGUCAUAGAGGAUAACAUAAAUGCAUUUCAUUCAGAAACGUACGACAAUCUCCUCUUCAAGUUGAAGCAUUUUAAACGAAAAAUAUCUGACAUGUAUUUGAAAAGAUAUAAAUUGGCGAAAAUUGACCUUGGAGAUCAGAUAAUCGGUCGAGAUAUAAUAGAAAGAAACACCAAAUACAUCAUGAGCAGGAAGUUGCGUUAUGAUUCUUACAAUGAGCGUUGUAGGAAGCAAGACUCGACACUGCAAGAACGUCUACAGCAGAUAUGGAGCAAAGCAAGUGAUAUUGAGAUCCUAAUAGAGAGUCCUUAUAUUUACAACCUGCGGACUUUGCCAAAAACAUUAGAAAUACAAACAGGAAAAACGUUCCAUGGGAUAUACAACUCGCGCUUUUGCGAAGCAAAAAUUCUGCAAAUACUGAAUGAAGUUAACCAUAUAAUACAAGAUACACAUUCCGUCACUCACUUUCCAUCUACGAAGGUUGUGGAAACGUGCAUACAUCCGAUCGAUCAGCAUUACAACAUAUUAAGCUUCCAAUUUAUUCAUGUUUACGACAGUCAUCAGAUAAUCGCCAAAGUUUGCGAUUGUGUAGAAAAACUUCAAAUUGAACAGACACUCGUUCUCAUUGAUUAUCCUUUAUUAACACAGUUGAGUGUCAGUCUCUUAUACAUUUUGGGAAAUUCUUUUGAGAGGAUAAUUACAGAGAUUCAUGCUGAUAAAAGCUAUCAUAUUAUAUUGAAGACGUAUCGACGUGACGAGAAAGUAUUGAAUUACUUGCGUACGAUCCUUGCUGCAUCAUAUGAUGCACUCAGUAAGAACAUGACAAUUUGGUCGAUAAUACCUAUGAUGAUCUUAUAUGAGUGGGACCAGUAUCCUAUUAUAAUGCAACUUAAUCAUUUUGCAAUCAAGUUGCACACGUUUCGUGUACUUGAUACAUUAAGCAAAACGUAGCAACGAGGGAAUUAUAAAAAUAUCAACACGACUUGUAGAGAUGAGAUUAAAUUUUAUCGGGAACAACAUUCGCAUGUUGUCCACUGAACAGCGUACGCCGAAGGUGUGCAUUAUCGGAGCAGGUCCUGCAGGCUUUUACGCGGCUCAACAGAUGCUGAA
Harpegnathos saltator (Jerdon's jumping ant) is the source of this 2550-nucleotide messenger RNA. It is a transcript of the gene dare, whose product is annotated as NADPH:adrenodoxin oxidoreductase, mitochondrial. The record is from RefSeq and is a predicted model, not a curated record. The coding region runs from base 337 to 2391 and encodes 684 amino acids. Gene Ontology annotation, biological process: 7-methylguanosine mRNA capping; methylation. Gene Ontology annotation, molecular function: oxidoreductase activity; methyltransferase cap1 activity. NCBI's taxonomy places the organism in Eukaryota, Metazoa, Arthropoda, Insecta, Hymenoptera, Formicidae. The transcript is spliced from 6 exons. Gene Ontology annotation, cellular component: cytoplasm; nucleus.